This is a messenger RNA of Poecilia latipinna (sailfin molly), 634 nucleotides long. Its product is annotated as C-type mannose receptor 2-like. The record is from RefSeq and is a predicted model, not a curated record. The coding region runs from base 44 to 634 and encodes 196 amino acids. The transcript is spliced from 2 exons. Lineage: Eukaryota; Metazoa; Chordata; Actinopteri; Cyprinodontiformes; Poeciliidae.
UCAGAGUUACUGCAGAGAAAAACACACAGACCUGAUCAGUGGAAUGAAGCAGCUACAGGAUGAAGAAGUGAAGAAAUUGAUGAACUCUACAAGUGAUUCCUCAUACAUUGGUCUGUUCAGAGACACCUGGAGGUGGUCAGAUGGAAGCAGUUUCUCUUUCAGACACUGGGAUAAAGAUUUUAACAAUCCAGAAACCAACAGUGGUCAAUGUGCCAUGACUAUGUUUGAUGAUGAAGGCAGAUGGACGAAUGUGAACUGUACUGAAAGAAAACCCUUCAUCUGUUAUGAUGAUAAAUUGAUCCUGAUCAAAGAGGCGAUGAACUGGGAGGACGCCUUGACCUACUGCAGAGGUCACCACCAUGACCUGGUCACCAUCACCAACAUGGAUGAACAGAAACAGAUCCAGGAGAAAGUCAAGGAGGCAUCGACUGAUUAUGUCUGGUUGGGUCUGCGGUUCAGCUGCCGUCUCAGUGUGUGGUUCUGGGUCUGUCCACCGACUGGUUAUGAGAACAAAACCUCAGCUGGACAGACGAGUGACUGUCACAUGUAUGGAGCCAUGGAAACGGGAGGAAAACAUAAGUGGUUCCAAAAAAAUGGCACAGAAAAGUUUAAUUUCAUCUGUUCUACUAAAUGA